GAGAGAGAGAGAGAGAGAGAGAGAGAGAGAGAAAAAUAUCUCUACUCGUGGAGAACAGUAGUUGAACAAAGCAAGGUGCUAGGUGUUGGUGAUUAACACAGACAAGAAUAAACACUGACAAUCUCUAUUCAUCUGGCACCUUCAGAGUUGGCAGUUGCUGUGAAGCAGAGGUUGCCACAGAAACAGCAGAGACAGGAGCCUAGCAUCUGAUGUGAGGCCAGCAGAUUUCCUGGAUUGUUGUCCCGCUCUUCACCCAUUGUAGCCGGAAUGGACAGGAGCAACCUAGUCCUGUCUCAGCAAGACCUAUGAACUGCAAAUCCAAUGAUUGAGUGCCGCAGGUGAGUGUGAGGGUGUUGGCUUGCUCGCAUUCUCAAUGCUGAGGCUAUCCUGUCAAUCUCUAUGUCUGCAGGACAUUAAAGGCCAGUACUGGACCGACGAGGAUUCCGAUGGAGACAAUGACUCGGAGUUCCUGUAUGGAAUCCAGGGGAGCUGUGCUGCAGAUCUGUACAGACACCCCCAGCUGGACGCGGACAUCGAGGCAGUAAAGGAGAUCUACACUGAGACCGCUCUCUCUGUCAGGGAGUAUGGAACCAUCGACGAUGUGGACAUCGACCUGCAAAUUAACAUCAGUUUCCUGGAUGAGGAGGUGGCGACUGCAUGGAAGGUGAUUCGAAUGGAACCAAUCAUUGUGCGCCUUCGUUUCUCUCUGUCCCAGUACCUCGAUGGACCGGAGCCAUCAGUGGAAGUGUUCCAGCCAUCCAACAAGGAGGGAUUCAGUCUGGGGCUGCAGCUGAAAAAGAUCCUGGGCAUGUUCAUCUCUCAGCAGUGGAAGCACCUGAGCAAUGACUUCCUGAAGAGCCAGCAGGAAAAGAGACACAGCUGGUUCAAGGCAGGGGGCACCAUCAAGAAGUUCAGAGCCGGACUCAGUAUAUUCUCCCCCAUCCCAAAGUCUCCCAGUUUCCCUCUCCUCCAGGACUCUGUGUUAAAGGGGAAGCUGAGUGUGCCAGAGCUACGUGUGACGAGGCUCAUGAACCGCUCCAUCUCCUGUACCAUAAAAAACCCCAAGGGGGAGCUCUUCAGCUACCCCCCAAGCAGCCAGAGCGUGUCUGUUCCCGCUGCCAGGCCUCCCCCGCAGAUUACCACGAAGCAGCUGAUUGAAUUGUUUUUCUCAUCCCAGGCGGGCGGACACUGCAAGAACAUCCCUACCCUGGAGUACGGCUUCCUCGUGCAGAUUAUGAAGUAUGCAGAGCAGCGCAUCCCCACUCUCAAUGAGUACUGCGUGGUGUGUGAUGAGCAGCAUGUCUUUCAGAAUGGAUCCAUGCUAAAGCCAGCGGUGUGCACCAGGGAGCUGUGCGUCUUCUCCUUCUACACGCUGGGGGUCAUGUCCGGAGCAGCCGAGGAAGUAGCCACUGGAGCAGAGGUGGUGGACCUGUUAGUUGCCAUGUGCAGAGCGGCGCUAGAGUCGCCCCGGAAAAGCAUCAUCUUUGAGCCCUACCCUUCUGUGGUCGACCCCAACGACCCAAAGACCCUGGCCUUCAAUCCCAAGAAGAAGAACUAUGAGCGUCUGCAGAAGGCUCUGGACAGUGUGAUGUCUAUCCGGGAGAUGACACAGGGUUCGUAUUUGGAGAUUAAGAAACAGAUGGACAAGCUGGACCCCUUAGCCCACCCUCUGCUCCAGUGGAUCAUAUCAAGCAACAGAUCCCACAUCGUGAAGCUGCCGCUGAGCAGGCAACUGAAGUUCAUGCACACCUCUCACCAGUUCCUGUUGCUAAGCAGCCCCCCCGCAAAGGAAGCUCGUUUCCGGACCGCCAAGAAGCUGUAUGGUAGCACCUUCGCCUUCCAUGGGUCCCAUAUUGAGAACUGGCACUCCAUUCUGAGAAAUGGACUAGUCAAUGCGUCUUAUACCAAACUGCAGCUGCACGGGGCAGCAUACGGGAAGGGCAUCUAUCUCAGCCCCAUCUCCAGUAUAUCAUUUGGAUACUCAGGAAUGGGGAAGGGGCAGCACCGCAUGCCCUCGAAAGAUGAGCUCGUUCAGCGCUACAACAGGAUGAACACCAUCCCACAGUGCAGUCCUGCCCCUGAGUCCCCAGUCAGGUGUCUCAGUUCUGUUUUUCAGAGUCGUCCAAUCCAGUCCAGAUUCUUGCAGAGCCGCAAUUUGAACUGCAUAGCGCUUUGUGAAGUAAUAACGUCAAAAGACCUGCAGAAGCACGGGAAUAUUUGGGUGUGCCCCGUGUCUGACCAUGUUUGCACAAGGUUCUUCUUUGUAUAUGAAGAUGGCCAAGUGGGAGAUGCCAAUAUUAACACCCAGGAGCCUAAAAUCCAGAAGGAGAUCAUGCGUGUGAUCGGGACUCAUGUCUACUCCAGCUGAGGAAUGGGUGGGAGAUGAGGCACGGAGAGGGGAGCUAGUCCACUGAGGAAACAAGAACACGACCGACUCCACUCCCCUGGGCUCAGCAUUGUGAUCAGCUCCACUCCCAGCCCAGCUCAGCAUUGUGAUCAUCUCCACUCUCAGCCCAGCUCAGCAUUGUGAUCAUCUCCACUCCCAGCCCAGCUCAGCAAUGUGAUCGUCUCCACUCCCAGUCCAGCUCACCAAUGUGAUUAACUCCACUCCCAACCCCUCUCAGCAUUGUAACCAGCUCCACUCCCAGCCCAGCUCUGCAUUGUGAUCAUAUCCACUCCCAACUCAGCUCAGCAUUGUGAUCAGCUCCACUCCUCCGGGCUCAGCAUUGCGAUGAGCUGUACUCCCAGUCCAGCUCAGCAUUGUGAUCAGCUCCACUCCUCCGGGCUCAGCAUUGUGAUCAGCUCCACUCCCAACCCAGCUCAGCAUUGUGAUCACAGCACAAAGGCCCGCUCUCUAUCCUGCAGCCACAGACUAAGACUAAGUGACAGAGAGCCCAAACACUGCAGUUCCCCACGGUCUCGAACCUGGGGAAAGAUGAACAGCAACUUUGGGGCAGGUUGCUUGUAAUGCCUUCCUUGAAACAGCUACUUGGGAAUGUAUUCUACAAGGACAUGGUUGAAUCCUCUUUGUCAUUUCUAAAUGACUGGAUUUUUUUCUUUUUUCAUGUUUGUCACCAUGGUGAGUUUCUACUGCGUGCCACUAUGUGUUCCAUAGCUGGCAUCUUUCUACUGCAUGCCGCAGUGUUCCCUUGCUGGCGUUGUGCCAUGUAGAUUACAGGUCUGUUCCAGGAGGCAGGUUUAUUCAGAAACGUUACUUUUCACUAACCUUGGAUCGGUUUCAGACAGCAGGGUCUGCAUAUUCCUUUCACUUACAGUAAUCCAGCUGGGGUUUCUCCUCAAUUAACAUUACAAAAUACAAUAUUCUGGAAAGAUGUCUUCAGUGGGGCAGUUUUGCAAGUUGUAUGCCAGCAGUGAUGAGAUCUGCUUCGGUUUAAAUCAUUAAAGACAAUUGUCAUCUUCUGACUGAUUCAAAUUACACCACAAUCACAAAGAGUAUUUUAGUAACUGGAAAGAAAUUGCUUUAAAGUAAAAACAUUUUUUAUUGAUGUUUGCAAUCAAUCUGAGUAGUUUUUUUUUUUUUUAUUAUUUCCUUGCCUGAGGAUGGUGCGUUGAGUCUUUUUUUUUUUUUUUAAUUGCCUGCUUUGAAUCCAUAUUCUGGUUAGUGAUGGCUACAAGCAGACAUUACUAGACAUAGACAAAGUAUUCCAAUGCUGGGACACAUUUUAAAAUAUUCAAACAAAUACUGCUUGAAAUGGCAAAAAUCACCUUGUCUGUAUUCUUAUUUCAGAAUUUAUAAAUGUUUGUAUUAAAAAUAUAUCAUGCAAUGGAAAGAGGUGAUGUUUCUCUCAUUUAAUUAACAGGUCAUUUAAUUGGGUACUUUACUCCUUCGAGAUUUAUACUUUUGAUUUCCAGCUAAUGGAAAAUUAAAGAAAAUUUUGAUCAUUUGUUUAAACUCAUGUUUGUCCCAGAACUAAAAUCCAGGAGCGUUAAUGGAAGCCACUGUAUAGUUUCUAACGACUGGAAUAAGCUAUUUAUUUCAAAUUCUUGUCGUAUUUAAAGAGAUUGGCAAUAUAGCUGCAGUGCAGCACUACAGUAUGGCACUUUUUCAACAUGUAUUUUCAAGUUAAAGAAGGUGCAAAUGUUAAAUACAUUCUGUUGCACUUUUGCAUUCCUAGACCAAGCAAGAACCUACUAACCCGAUAACUCAUAAAUAACAUAUCCUCAAAAGCCCUCCAGCAUGCAUCCUGUGCAGUGAUGCCUACUUUUCCAGUGGAAAUAUAUUCCUGUAUUUGUUCUCCUGUAUGUAAAUACAAACACAACUCUUUUAAAGGAGGAGGAGAGGGUAUUGUCAGAGUCCUCUACUUGAGUUCCAGUGUGUCUUCAAACUGAUCAUGAGAAUUGAAAAGAAAUGUUCUCCUCUGCUCUGACAAGGAAGUGCAGUCUGAACAGCAUUCAGUUCUGCCUGUGCUAAACAGCUCUUAAAAACCUUGGUUCCUAUCAAUAGCAACACAGACAUUGAGAGGGUCCUGUGGGGACCUAUUACCGGUAACACGGGAAGGAAGUGAGUCAGUGUCAUGCAUGCCCUGCAACAGCUGUUUUUGAAGCCAACAUGUUUAGUGCAAAACAGUCUACUUUGCAACUGCAUUAUAAGACAGUUUAAAUUAAGUAGGGCUGUCAUCAAGGGCAGUAUAAUAAUGCAGCACCACUGCAUUCCCUCCUUACCGGAGCUGCACCUUCAUAGGCACUCAGUCACAUGACUUCCCUGGGCAAGGUCCUCUUCUAACUGGGAGUGUAGCUCUGGAGGACUGGACUGGUUUCCCCUGGCUGUUUCCAAUAGCACACAGUCUGGCCCCCUCCUCCCCAGCUUGUCUCGAUGUUGUGAGCUUGGACUGUGAAUUAUUUCGUCCAGUGGUGACCUGUACAGUAUUUGUGUAUUUAUAAUCAACUUAUUUAGUCGUUGUCUGUGGUGUGUGUGGAU
Molecule: messenger RNA, 4939 nt
Organism: Polyodon spathula (Mississippi paddlefish)
Lineage: Eukaryota; Metazoa; Chordata; Actinopteri; Acipenseriformes; Polyodontidae
Product: protein mono-ADP-ribosyltransferase PARP6-like
Exons: 23
Coding region: 374-2368 (664 amino acids)
Biological process (GO): endoplasmic reticulum unfolded protein response
Cellular component (GO): nuclear envelope; membrane; endoplasmic reticulum tubular network
Molecular function (GO): kinase binding; protein serine/threonine kinase activator activity; NAD+ poly-ADP-ribosyltransferase activity
Source: RefSeq, a predicted model, not a curated record